Amphimedon queenslandica is the source of this 1527-nucleotide messenger RNA. RefSeq lists its product as uncharacterized. Gene Ontology annotation, molecular function: protein binding. Bases 16 to 1527 code for a protein of 503 amino acids. Gene Ontology annotation, biological process: signal transduction. The transcript has 8 exons. Lineage: Eukaryota; Metazoa; Porifera; Demospongiae; Haplosclerida; Niphatidae. The record is from RefSeq and is a predicted model, not a curated record.
UUAGCAGCAGCAGGUAUGGCUACAAGCAGAGUGUUUCGUUUAGACAUCACUCAUCUGCAGUUAGUAAGAGAUGCUCUGAAGGAAAGUCACUUCAUUGAUGCUGACUGGUUUGAUCUGGGAUUGGAAUUAAAGCUACCUUAUCCUCAAGUGAAGAAUAUUGAAGAUACUUAUGUGAAUAAUCCAUCACGUUGCUUGAGAGAGUGCUUGAGCUUGUGGUUGACUUUAUCUAAUUGUACUUGGGAAUCAUUAGCUAGUGCACUUGAGAGAAUGAAUCAAAAACCAGCUGCUACACUCAUCCGUAAUACAUAUGAUGAUCCUGCUAGUCAGAUAUUACAGCAUUACAGUGAUAGAAUAUCACAAGUAUCCCUCACUGAUAGUUGUAUCCAGUUGUUAUAUACAGAAGGAUUAAUCACUGAGGAUACACAAAGGAAGAUUGAGAGAUGUGGUGGCUCAUUAAGUGAUACAUUAAGAGAAUUAAUGAUUACAGUAUCUGAUGAUCACAGCAAGCUGAGGUCACUAGGAAAUAUACUAAUGGAAUUAGAAGAAACUAAACCUUUAGCUCAAGAUAUUAUUAAAGAUUGUGAUCAUAGUGAAUCAUUCCUUGAUCCUGAAGCUGGUGUUCAAGAUAAAUUUAUUCCUGAUGUACCAUUAGCUCCAGCUGUUUCUCACAAUACUACUGAAUCAGUUUCAUCAGUUGUUCAGUCGUUUAUUAUCAGUGAAGGUUACAAGAGUAUGUUCAAUGAAACAAGAGGAGAGUUUGGUAUCCUAAAACAUGAAAUAGUUCCUUUGGUAGUUGAGAAAGUUUCAUCAGUUGAUGACAUGAAAUUGUUCCUUGUUGAAAGUUACCCCGAGCUUAGUCAAUCAAUAAAAGAAGCAGCGUCUGUUCAGGAAAUAAUGAGUGCUGUUAAAAGAAGGUGCACUAUUAUUGACGUAUCAAUAAUAAAGUCAAUUGUCAAUAAAUAUAACAUCAAGGAAGGGAAAGACCUCGUCAAAAGAUAUGAAGAGAAGGUUGACAGCUUUUGUGAGCAAAUGUCGCUUCCCUUUAUGCUUGACAAAAUGUUUCUUACUGAAAGUUUUCUCACUAGUGAAACAGUUCACUUUGUUCUUGACUGGAAGCCUGAGGAACACACACUUGAUGACAUUCAGCGACUUAUUAAGAAAGCAUUCAAGAAUCUUAAUAAGAGGAUUGUCGUACAAAGCAUUCAUUGUGGGAACUCCAUCAUUAUCAUCUGUUAUGGCCCACAUCAUUUACUAGCUGCUCUUCUCUUGGAAGCACAAGACAACCUAACUGUCUUGAUGAAGGAAUUUAGUUUAAUUAGACUAACCAUCGGCCACUACACUGUCUAUGAUAAAAGAAUCAGAUACAAAGUAAUGAAUAAUGAGUGUCUUGCAGAGGAGAUUAAAAUAGCUGAUGGAGAGAAACAAGAACUGAGGACUUUACUUGAUUACAAAGAAGGAUCAAUAUUUGAACAAGAUAAACAGCUGAAUAUCUUCAGAAAAAGAAAAGGUAUAGUUAGUGAACAAUGA